AUGAAUUCAAACGAGAAAGUGGAAACACAGAAGGAUAAUACAUCCCCCUCGAAAGAUGAUAAAGAUAACAAAAAAAAACCACACUUGCGAAAAGCAGCUGGAAUUGUAUGGAAGGAUCCAUCACUAGAUGAUUGGCCAGAAAAUGAUUUUCGAAUUUUUUGCGGAAAUUUAGGAAAUGAAGUUACGACUGAUAUUUUGGCUAAUGCUUUUAGGAAAUAUAAAUCAUUUAAUAUGGCAAAAGUAAUAAGGGAGAAAAGAAAUAAUAAAACAAAAGGCUACGGUUUUGUAUCCUUAUCAGACCCCCAAGACAUGUUAGAUGCAUUAAAAAAUAUGAAUAAUAAAUUUAUUGGUAAUAGACCAAUAACAGUUAAAAGAAGUAAAUGGAAAGACAGAGAAGUGGACUCAAAGAAAAAUAAGGACUUCGAUAAUUUUAUAAAAGAUUCUUAUCUUCCAACCAAAAAAUUUAGGAAAUUCAAAAAAUUUGUGAAAUCCGAUAAAAAAGAAGUUCAGGAUAAGUUAAUAUCUAAAAAUUCAAAUAAUUAA
Molecule: messenger RNA, 543 nt
Organism: Plasmodium malariae
Lineage: Eukaryota; Apicomplexa; Aconoidasida; Haemosporida; Plasmodiidae
Product: RNA-binding protein, putative
Exons: 4
Coding region: 1-543 (180 amino acids)
Molecular function (GO): mRNA binding
Source: RefSeq, a predicted model, not a curated record